GCGCGGGGAGGGCGCUGAGGAUCCGGGGCUGCUCGGCCGCAGGCGGCCUCCAGCGCCGCGGGAUGUAGCGCCCGGGACCGCGGCCCCCAGCAGAGCCUGCCCGCCCUGCCCGUCAACCAUCACAGGGAGAUCUCUGCCUCCUGGGGCUGAGAGCCCCCGAGCUCCCGCAAGCGGAAGCUGCAGGGUACCGCGGUGCCAGCCUGAUGUCUUCCCACAAAGGAUCCGCGGCGGCACAGGGCAACGGGGCACCUGCCAGUAACAGGGACACAGACUCGGUGGAGCUGACCGAACUGGGACCCCUCUUAGAAGAGAAGGGCAAGCGAGCAGUCACCAACCCAACCAAAGCUGAAGAAGAGCAAACAUGCCCGGUGCCCCAGGAAGAAGAGGAGGAGGUGCGGGUGCUGACGCUGCCCCUGCAGGCCCACCACGCCAUGGAGAAGAUGGAGGAGUUCGUGUACAAGGUGUGGGAGGGCCGCUGGCGGGUCAUCCCAUACGACGUGCUGCCCGACUGGCUGAAGGACAAUGACUACCUGCUCCACGGCCACCGGCCGCCCAUGCCCUCCUUCCGGGCCUGCUUCAGAAGCAUCUUCCGCAUCCACACGGAGACUGGCAACAUCUGGACCCACCUGCUUGGUUUCGUGCUGUUUCUCUUUUUGGGAAUCUUGACCAUGCUCAGACCAAAUAUGUACUUCAUGGCCCCCCUCCAGGAGAAGGUGGUGUUCGGGAUGUUCUUCCUGGGCGCAGUGCUCUGCCUCAGCUUCUCCUGGCUCUUCCACACCGUCUACUGUCAUUCAGAGAAAGUCUCUCGGACUUUUUCCAAACUGGAUUAUUCAGGGAUUGCUCUGCUGAUUAUGGGGAGCUUCGUCCCCUGGCUCUAUUACUCCUUCUACUGCUCCCCACAGCCCCGGCUCAUCUACCUCUCCAUCGUCUGUGUCCUGGGCAUUUCUGCCAUCAUCGUGGCACAGUGGGACCGUUUCGCCACCCCUAAGCACCGGCAGACAAGAGCAGGUGUGUUCCUGGGGCUUGGCUUGAGCGGCGUCGUGCCCACCAUGCACUUUACCAUCGCCGAGGGCUUUGUCAAGGCCACCACGGUGGGCCAGAUGGGCUGGUUCUUCCUCAUGGCUGUCAUGUACAUCACCGGAGCCGGCCUUUACGCUGCGCGCAUUCCUGAGCGCUUCUUUCCGGGAAAAUUUGACAUUUGGUUCCAGUCUCAUCAGAUCUUCCACGUCCUGGUGGUGGCAGCAGCCUUUGUCCACUUCUACGGGGUCUCCAACCUCCAGGAGUUCCGUUACGGCCUGGAAGGCGGCUGCACUGACGACUCCCUUCUCUGAGCCUUCCCACCUGAGCGGUGAGGAGGAACUUCCCAAGUGCUUUUAAAAAUAACUUCUUUGCUGAAGUGAGAGGAAGAGUGUGAGUUGUCUGUUUCUAGAAGAAACCUCUUAGAGAAUUCAGUAUCAGCCGAGCUGCAGCCCAUGGUCACCCCACUGGGCAGUACACUUGCAUGUCCUUCCUGCCAGCCGGGCAGGGUGGCGACGGGCCCACCUGGCCAUCCCCUCCUUGGCACGGCAGCUGCUGGCCCCUCACAGAGACGGAACUUUGAAGCUCAUGUUGAGAUUUUACCCCUUCCUCUAACCAUUUUGGGGAAAAAAUACGGACUGGGACUCUUCAGAAAUUCUGGUUUUUUUCUGGAAGAAAACGUCCCUCCCUUACCCCGUCCUUACUUUGUAACCUGGCUUAUGACAGGCCAUCGUUUUUGUAGCACACUUUUCACAAACAAGUAUAACCUGGCCCCAUCCUUCUAGGGCCCGGGUCUGCUUACACAGCAGGAAGCAUAAAGCCACCAACUGGUUCCGAGCCCGGCUAAUCAUGGAGGUGUGUCCAGGCUUCAGAUAACUUGAGUUUUAAUUUUUUUUCUUGGCAGAGUAAUGUAAGAUUAAAAUGGGGAAAGAUAUUUAAUAUUUAAUACUAAGCUUUAAAAAGAAACCUGCUAUCAUUGCUAUGUAUCUUGAUGCAAAGAGUAUGAUGAUAAUAAAAGAACAUACAGAAGACACUUGGCAUUCAAAGAUUCAA
Messenger RNA from Lepus europaeus (European hare), 2070 nucleotides. RefSeq names its product adiponectin receptor 1 (gene ADIPOR1). Gene Ontology annotation, biological process: adiponectin-activated signaling pathway. Gene Ontology annotation, cellular component: plasma membrane. The record is from RefSeq and is a predicted model, not a curated record. Lineage: Eukaryota; Metazoa; Chordata; Mammalia; Lagomorpha; Leporidae. Gene Ontology annotation, molecular function: signaling receptor activity. The coding region runs from base 204 to 1331 and encodes 375 amino acids. The transcript has 8 exons.